Messenger RNA from Cololabis saira (Pacific saury), 2253 nucleotides. RefSeq lists its product as uncharacterized. The transcript is spliced from 17 exons. NCBI's taxonomy places the organism in Eukaryota, Metazoa, Chordata, Actinopteri, Beloniformes, Belonidae. Bases 165 to 1775 code for a protein of 536 amino acids. Gene Ontology annotation, biological process: membrane protein proteolysis. Gene Ontology annotation, cellular component: lumenal side of endoplasmic reticulum membrane; Golgi-associated vesicle membrane; cytoplasmic side of endoplasmic reticulum membrane. The record is from RefSeq and is a predicted model, not a curated record. Gene Ontology annotation, molecular function: aspartic endopeptidase activity, intramembrane cleaving.
GACACCCAAGCAAGUCCAGGAAGUAAAUGCAGCUCCCAGUAAACACAACAUCUUUCAUUACGAUCCACGAAACUAGCCGACUAAAACAUGUUUUCAUGCAUUAAGUAAAUUAUCGUUGAAGAGCUGAGACCGUUUGGGGAUAAAAAACACCCAUAAAUAUUGAGAUGGAGGGAGUUUUCCGGCUGGUGUUGGUGUCGGUGGUUUUCCUGUCAUCACAGAUAAGUUGCCAAGAGGCCAUCUUGCACAUUUCAAAUGGAAGUACGUAUCGGGAGUACUGUAUUGUCCACAAUCACUCCUGGACUCCUCUCUCACCAACGCUUGAUGCUGCAACACAGUACCCACUGGUGAACCUGACCUGGACUUUGCUGUGCGACGCCACAGGGGUCAAUCCAGAUGUGGUAAAGGGCAAAGCGUUGGUGGUGAUGAGGGGGGACUGUGAUUUCAGCCAGAAAGCUAUUGUCGCCCAGUUCCUCGGGGCUACCACUUUGCUCAUCGCCAGCAACACAACAUUGAUCACUCCAUCAGCCAACGACUCGGAGUAUUCAAAGGUCAAAAUUCCUCUGGCUCUCAUGAGAUAUAGGGAUUUAAAGGAGGCGCAGCAGCUGUUUCCUGAGGGGAUGCAAGCACAGCUGUAUGCGCCGCCUUAUCCCACAAUCGAUCCCAGCAUCGCCGUCAUCCUAUUUCUAUCCGUGGUAACGGUUUCCCUAGGUGGGUACUGGAGCGGGGCAUGUGAGAGGGAUCGGCUGAACGGUUGCACAGAGGGAGGAGGAGGGAGUGAAGGCAAAGCAGACUCCGGAGAGCUGUCCUUGUACUCGCCUCUCAAGGUGUUUAUCUUUGUGGCCAUGAUGUGUGGCAUGCUGGUCCUCAUGUACUACUUCUACAACAUUCUUGUGUACAUCAUCAUUGCCAUAUUUUGCCUCGCAUCCGCAUCGGCACUUUUCGGCUGUCUGGAUGCUGUGCUCGACAAGAUUGGUUGUAGCCUUCUAAGCGUCACUGUCCUGAAUAAGAGCUUCUCAGUGAGGUCUGUCCUGCUGGCAGCUGUGUGCAUCAGCAUCGCUGUGGUCUGGGGGGUGUACAGGAAUGAAGACAGAUGGAUCUGGAUCUUGCAGGACCUCCUUGGCGUUGCUUUCUGCCUCAACUUCUUAAGGACAAUUUCAUUGUCUAAUUUCAAGAUCUGUGUUGUCCUGCUGAGCCUCCUGCUCUUGUAUGACGUCUUCUUUGUUUUCAUCACUCCGUUCUUAACUAAGAACGGAGUCAGCAUCAUGGUGCAGGUAGCUCUUGGUCCGGAUGCGUCUGCAGAGAAGACGCAAGGUAACAUGGUGGAGAUCCCUGCUGAACCCCAGCCUCCCUCUGAGAAACUCCCGGUGGUGAUGCGUGUCCCACGGUUCUCAGCUUGGGCUCAGAACCUGUGUGGAAUGCAGUUCUCCAUUCUGGGUUUCGGAGAUAUCAUUGUCCCAGGUCUCCUGGUGGCGUACUGCAGCAGGUUUGAUGUCUGGACAAACAGCAGCAAGAAGAUCUACUUUGUCAGCUGCUGCAUAGCGUACGUGCUGGGAAUGAUCCUGACCUUCGCUGUGAUGCUGCUGUCGGGGAUGGGCCAGCCUGCUCUGCUCUACCUAGUGCCUUUUACCCUGAUCACCUCUGCUGUGGUGGCAGCAUGCAGGGGAGAGAUGAAGCAGUUCUGGGCAGGAACCACCUACGAGGUUUUGGACCCAACCAGGGAACGUUUGCUGCCAGAGGGAAGAUCUGAACGCUGUGUAGAAGGUGAAAGCUGCUGACUUAAAGCUGAGCACGGAGCUUCUGGAUGCUUUUUUUUGUAAUUAAAAACAUACAUUACAUUUUAAUUUUACAUUUGCAAAUCAAGGGAAUUCAUGCCAUUGAAAAACACUUUCAGACAUUGUUGGAAUCACUUUUACUGACACGAAUGAGAGAUUAGAAAAUACUGACUGUGCAGAGGAAGUAAUAAUGUUUAAGUAAUUAAAACAAUUGUAGUGCCUGAAGCGUCUCUUAGGCUCCCAUUCAGAAGACUUUAAUGACUUUGCCUUGAGAAUAAUUGCUUUCAAAAAAAAUGAGCACACACUUUUUUAUAAUAUUCAGCUUGAUGUUUAAUUCCAUGGAAAGGUAUGGGCAAGCGGGUUACAUUACUUUUAGUUAAAGAUUGCAACAUUUUGAUAACUGGGGUUUCUGUGUAACCUGUUUGUAAGAUGUGAUUUAUUUCAUUGCCUUAUAUUAAAAAAAUAAACAAAAACGAAUCUA